AUGUCAGUGGUGUCAAACUUGUUGAAGUCAGUCAAAAAUCACCUCCCUUUGGUUUGUUUAUCAACGACAAAGUUUGAGAAGAUAAACGGAGCUGGUGACAUGGCAUCAUUUCAGCUCAGUACUGUUGCUUACCAAUCCUCAUCUUUUCGACGUCUUCCCGUUUCCCGCUUCGCAUACCCAUCCAUUCGUUGCGCUAACGAGCGCCAGCUGCUCUUUAACCGCAUCGCUCCUGUCUAUGACAACUUGAAUGACUUGUUGAGUUUGGGUCAGCAUCGUAUCUGGAAACGUAUGGCUGUAUCCUGGACUGGAGCAAGAAUGGGAGACUGUGUGUUGGACUUGUGUUGUGGAAGUGGUGAUUUAGCAUUUCUCUUGUCUGAAAAAGUUGGCUCCAAUGGCAAGGUGACUGGUCUUGAUUUCUCGAAGGAGCAGCUAUUGAUGGCUUCAACCCGUCAAAAUUUGCUUUCAAAUGCCUGCUUCAAGAACAUCGAGUGGGUUGAGGGUGAUGCAACUGAUUUGCCGUUCCCGGAUUGUUACUUUGAUGCUAUUACUAUGGGUUAUGGGCUGCGAAAUGUGGUGGAUAGGCAGAAGGCCAUGCAGGAGAUGAUUAGAGUACUGAAACCAGGUUCUAAAGCAUCAGUCCUUGAUUUUAAUAAAAGCACUCAGCCGUUUGUUGCUUCAUUUCAGGAAUGGAUGAUUGACAACGUUGUUGUCCCUGUGGCAACUGCAUAUGGUCUUGCAAAGGAGUACGAAUAUUUGAUUGGUUCAAUCAGAAAAUACUUAACAGGGAAGGAGUUGGAAGAACUUGCUCUGGAAGCAGGAUUUUCUACUGCCAAACAUUACGAGAUUAGUGGAGGUCUAAUGGGGAAUCUAGUAGCCACACGUUAG
Dovyalis caffra is the source of this 885-nucleotide messenger RNA. The record is from the annotation of a GenBank genome assembly. Lineage: Eukaryota; Viridiplantae; Streptophyta; Magnoliopsida; Malpighiales; Salicaceae.